Messenger RNA from Colossoma macropomum (tambaqui), 2961 nucleotides. RefSeq names its product nuclear receptor subfamily 0, group B, member 1 (gene nr0b1). Lineage: Eukaryota; Metazoa; Chordata; Actinopteri; Characiformes; Serrasalmidae. The transcript has 3 exons. Gene Ontology annotation, cellular component: nucleus; cytoplasm. Bases 492 to 1286 code for a protein of 264 amino acids. Gene Ontology annotation, biological process: negative regulation of transcription by RNA polymerase II. Gene Ontology annotation, molecular function: transcription corepressor activity; transcription factor binding. The record is from RefSeq and is a predicted model, not a curated record.
UGUUGGGGGAGGAGGUGGGAGCGCACAUUAUGUUGCAGUGCAUGCUGGGGUUUGUAGAGCAGCUCAUUGUGAAACAGGCUUUACGGAAAAUUAAAAUACUUUUGUGGGCCUGAUAGGAUUGUGUCACGGGCUAGACUUGUGUUUGACAUAUGGAACGGAAGGCAUACUUCAACUCAUUUGAAACUCAGCCGGAACUGUCACAAGCAUCUCAACUUCGUAUAAAACUUUGUUUGAUGAAACAACCAAGCAGAACUGUGAGAACACAUCAUGUGAUCACAUUGAAUGACAUACUUUCAAACAACUGCCAUCACUGGUUCAGUAGACAAGACAGCAAAACAGAAGAUGGUUUAUUGGGCUUUUGUGAAAAGAAGACCCCUUUCCCCUGAGUGGCUCAAGGAACCCAACCCGCCGACGUGCAUGGAAGUGUUCAGGGGGAGCGAGCAGCGUUUGACCAGCAGCGAGACUCCGAGAGCGCGCGCGGCGCUGCCAGCAUGGCUCACUCCGACAGCUGCCACUGCGGCGGGCAGAGACCGCACAGCAGCAUCCUCUACAGCAUCCUGAAGAGCGACGGCCAGGCCGCGCUGCACGCGCCCCGCAACCCGCGCCUGGCCGUGUCCAUGCACGCGUGCGCGUGCGGCGCCAAGAAGCAGGUGGCUCUGCGCUCGCCGCACACCACGUGCAAAGCCGCGUCCGCCGUGCUCGUCAAAACGCUGAAGUUCGUGAAGAACGUGCCGUGCUUCCGCGAGCUGCCCAUCGACGAUCAGCACGCGCUGGUGCGCAGCAGCUGGGCGCCGCUGCUCGUGCUCGGCAUGGCGCAGGACAGGAUCGACUUCGAAACGGCAGAGACGGCGGAGCCCAGCAUGCUGCAGCGCAUCCUCACCAGCGGCCAGCAGGGCGAGCAGGAGAGCGCGCGCGCCCGCGGACACGCCGGCGUGGCGCUCGUGGACGUUCAGGCCAUUAAAAUGUUUCUCAGCAAGUGCUGGGGACUGGACAUCAGCACCAAGGAGUACGCUUACUUAAAAGGGGCCAUCCUGUUUAACCCAGACGUGGCGGGUCUGCAGUGCCACCGAUACAUUCAGGGGCUGCAGAGCGAGGCGCACCAGGCGCUGAAUGAAUACGUCAAGAUGAUCCACGGAGGAGACACGGCGAGGUUCGCUAAGCUCUUCAUCGCGCUCUCCAUGCUGCGCUCCAUCAACGCUAACGUGGUGGCGGGGCUUUUCUUCACCCCUGUCAUCGGCACCGUGAACAUGGAGGAACUGCUGCUCGACAUGUUUUACGGGAAGUAGAAGUCUUUUUCUGCUCUCACUCUUUAAACGGACCGAGCCGAGCCGGCAAGCGCUCAUUCAGUGAGACUGCGGGGAAGUCCGGCAGUGCGCAUGCGCUCUCCACAAGAACUUAUUCCUUUUUACACACGCUAUUUUUGUACUAUAAUACUUGGACUGUGUUUUUCUCUUUGCCUUCUGAGUUGAAUUCAUCGCUGAAUCCAAAGUCUGACGUUAUUCCCUUUUGGGGAAAUAGCUUUAUAGUUUUUGUUUUUUAGAUUGUUUGUUUUAAUUCAGUUAUUUAGCUUUCCUGUGUGUUCCUGCAUUGUACAGCUGUCUGAUGAAAUAAGCUAUUUAUUGGAGUAUAUUUGGAUAAUUAGAAAAUCUUGUAGACCUGUGUUUUUAUUGUUACCUUAUAUGCCUUGACCGCACUGAAAAAAAUAAAAUAAUAGGCUAAAAAUGCACAGUUUUUUGCCUUCUGAAAAUGCCAAGCUUAACAAACAAACAAAAUAAAAGGAAAACAAACGUCUCCUACCACAAGAGGGCAGUGUUAGCCCACAAACCUCAAGACAUGGUGGAUUUCAAAACAAGUCAGCUAAUGAUGAGGUGCUUCAAAACAAAUCAGCAUUAACAAACUCUCUCUUGAACAAGGCCAUGGUGUGUAAAAUAGUGUUCUGCAUCUUUGUGAUGGGGUCCGACAUGCUCUUGUGGGGCAGGGCACCAUAUGCUGGGCUCCAGGAACAUUAGUCAUAGAAUUGUUAAGCGGCAGGUCAGGCUGUGCCUUUGAGCAGGGGAGCAGGACAUGGCACCUUGACUGUUUGAUACGGGCAGGAACGCAUGGCUAGCCAUGUGGAGAGGGCAGUCAAUGGAUGCAGCUGCUUAGAAGGGGUGUCUGUCGAGGACAGUGGGUGAAUGUGUUGGAAUGUUAAAGGGCUCAUAUUGUGUAAAACCCAGCUUUUUCAUAAUUAAAAGCAUUUAAUGUAAUAUGUAAACACUAAAGUUUCAAAAUGUCCCAUUAGCUCCUCAGUCCAUACAGUCCAUGUAUGGAAACUAAGGUGCAAAAACAGCCCAUUUGGAAUUUGGAAUGGAAUUGUUUUUUGUAAAUGAAAUAUAAAACAAAGCAUUUCCACUUAUUCAGCUUACAGCAGUUUAGCUCCAGCCAGUCACAGUGAAGUUAUAAGGAGUGUUUCAGCCUGGGCUGCUUUUUAAUUAAGACAUAAUACAGGACAGCUAACCAGAAAAGAGAUCAUUUAUGUAUACCAGUCUUCAAAGUACAGUAAUAAAAACAGCUUGUUUAAUUCUAGGUGAUAAAAACAGAUUGGAAAAUGAUCAUGUGAAAAUGAAUUAACAACUAUUUUUUGUACAUAAAACCACACAAAUGUCAUAAGUGGACCUCAGGGAAAAAAUAAAGUUCAAGAAAAAUUCAGGCAGUAGGCCCUUUAAUGGACCAAACAUAAUUUACCAAAACUUAUAUACUUUAAAGAGUUAAAGGAAUACUCCAGCAUUUUUCAACCUAAUCUCUGCUGCAGCAGCAUCAGUAUCAUAUCAUAAUUUAACACAUACAAUCAUUUUCAAUUCUCCCAUUGAGUUCAAUAAUAAACAUGUUUCAAGACAAAAUGUUUUCUGUUCAGUUAUAAUCUACAGGGAGACGCAUCUAUGGCAAUCGAUAAUAUGGUACAGAUGCAGCAGAUAGAGAAAA